AUACAAGCCCCUGAAACACUCCUUUCUAAAUCUCCGUACAGCCGCCGUAUGUUAUAAUAAUUUUCUUUGUUCUUCUCUCUCUAAGAGUGUGUUCUGUGUUUAUUGUGGUGAAACAGAGAGAGAGAGAGAGAUCAUCUCAAAUUCUCAAUCAUCGUCGUCAUCAUGAGAACAAGCUGUAAUGGUUGCAGGGUUUUGCGCAAAGGGUGCAGCGACGACUGUGCCAUCAGGCCCUGUCUUCAGUGGAUCAAAUCCCCCGAUUCUCAAGCCCAAGCCACUCUCUUUCUCGCCAAAUUCUACGGCCGUACGGGUCUUCUCAACCUCAUUAAUGCCGGUCCUCAAUAUCUCCGCCCAGCUGUGUUCAAGUCGCUGUUGUACGAGGCAUGUGGACGCAUCGUGAGCCCGAUAAACGGGUCCGUGGGACUGUUGUGGACAGGGGACUGGGACAAAUGCCAAGCUGCCGUCGAAGCCGUUCUGGCAGGAGCGCCGAUCAAGGUCGAAACCGAGGAGCACGCGCUCGACUCGAAGCAGUUUGCUCAUCUCAAGUCCCCAUGCGCCGUGGACAUACGCCAUGUCACCAAGGACGACGUCGUUUCGGACUCUAACCCGAAGCACAUGAGCCAACCCAAACCCCGAAACAGGUUUAAGAGAACCGCUACCGGGCAAAAGACCUUGCUUGGCGGGGGGUCGAAUUUGGGUGACUUGACUCGGUUUCUGAACCCGGGUCACGAGUACUGGUGGCCGCGUCUGCUAGGUAAUGGGUCCACUAGCGCCGGUGAAGACGUCGAAAGCAUGUUCUCUGUUGAGUCUGUUGAGCCCAAAGAGCCGAACAAGGAUCAACGUGGCGAGGUUCGAUUGGAAUUGAGUCUCGGUUUCGCAGCUUGAGUGGCUUGAAACCAAGGCAGGUUAUAAUAGUAAUUUUGGUGACUAGAGUGUUGAUCAAGCUUAAUAAUAAUAGUUUUGGUCUUUUCUUCUUUUGCCUUUGUUUAGUUUUCUUUUCAUUUAAAUUUGAGCUAUAUAAAUGGGAAAUUGUGUUAUACCGGAGGGGUUUUGGGUACAUCGGAAGACAUUAUCACAAAUGUAAUUUGCAGAAUAUACAUAUAUUUGCCUA
Messenger RNA from Humulus lupulus (European hop), 1108 nucleotides. Its product is annotated as LOB domain-containing protein 42-like. NCBI's taxonomy places the organism in Eukaryota, Viridiplantae, Streptophyta, Magnoliopsida, Rosales, Cannabaceae. Gene Ontology annotation, biological process: regulation of gene expression. The record is from RefSeq and is a predicted model, not a curated record. The transcript is spliced from 2 exons. The coding region runs from base 163 to 882 and encodes 239 amino acids.